Molecule: messenger RNA, 4243 nt
Organism: Colossoma macropomum (tambaqui)
Lineage: Eukaryota; Metazoa; Chordata; Actinopteri; Characiformes; Serrasalmidae
Gene: naglu
Product: N-acetylglucosaminidase, alpha
Exons: 7
Coding region: 31-2337 (768 amino acids)
Source: RefSeq, a predicted model, not a curated record
GGUAAUCAAUGGUGCGGGGAAAAAGUUUGGAUGUUUUCAUGCAUUCCUGCAACCGAUGUCGCCGAAAUGUUCGAAGUAAGUAAAAUGACUCGCACGUGGCGGGGUUCGUUUUUGACUCUUGUCUUCGUGUUCGUCGUCGCCGCCUCUGUAGACGGCGCUUUGGAGCACCUACGAACGAAAGCUGGCGAUCAGACUCAGUCCAGAGCGGUGACGGAUCUGCUCCGGCGGCUGCUGGGAGACCGCGCUCGGGAUUUUAUCGUCUCCGUUAACGGCAGUCUGUCCAGCGACGGCUUGGACGUGUGCGAGCUUCGGUCCACGAAAAACAACAAAGUCGUGGCUGUGGGAAGCACCGGCGUUGCGGUGGCCACCGGAAUAUACAACUAUCUAAAAUACUUCUGCAACUGCCAUGUGUCGUGGUCAGGAGAUCAGCUGGACCUACCUCGUCCUUUACCUCCCCUCACCGGCGUGCUUCGGAUCCAGAGCCAGCACAGAUUCAGGUACUACCAGAAUGUGUGCACUCAGAGCUACUCCACUGUAUGGUGGGACUGGCCACGAUGGCAGAGAGAGAUCGACUGGAUGGCGCUGAACGGCAUCAAUCUGCCGCUGGCAUUCACAGGGCAGGAGGCAUUAUGGCAAGAGGUUUAUAUGUCUCUGGGUCUAAAUCAGACAGAGAUCAGUCAGUUCUUCACAGGUCCUGCUUUCCUGGCAUGGAAUCGGAUGGGGAACCUGUUUGAGUGGGGAGGGCCGCUGCCACAGUCCUGGCACAUCAAACAGCUCUCUCUGCAAUUUAAGAUCGUGGAUCGUAUGAGAGCUUUUGGAAUGAUUCCUGUACUGCCAGCCUUCUCAGGGAUUGUGCCUCAGGGAAUCACCCGCCUGUUUCCUCAAGCAAAUGUGACCAAGCUGGGUCCCUGGAGCCAUUUUAACUGCAGCUAUUCCUGUGCCUAUGUCCUGGACCCACGUGACCCACUCUUCCAGAGAAUCGGCUCUCUCUUUCUGUCCCAGGUUGUAAGGGAGUUUGGGACAGACCACAUCUACAACACUGACACCUUUAAUGAGAUGAAUCCUGCCUCCUCUGAUCCCGCUUACCUUGCCUCAGUUAGCCGUGCAGUUUUCACCACUAUGACCUCAGUGGACCCAAAGGCGGUUUGGCUGAUGCAGGCCUGGCUGUUUGUCAAUGACCCUGAGUUCUGGAAGCCUCCCCAGGUGGAGGCCCUGCUACGUGGUGUCCCGCUGGGCCGCAUGAUUGUGCUGGAUCUAUUUGCAGAGUCCAUGCCUGCGUACUCUUUCACUCAGUCCUUCUAUGGGCAGCCCUUCAUCUGGUGCAUGCUGCACAACUUUGGAGGAAACAGCGGUCUGUUUGGAACGGUAGAAAGGAUCAACCUGGGCCCCUUUGAGGCCCUCCGCUUCCCCAACUCCACCCUGGUGGGGCUGGGCAUGACCCCUGAGGGCAUCGAGCAGAACCCAGUGGUCUAUGAGCUGAUGUCUGAGCUGGCCUGGAGAAAGGAACCCGUAAACUUGGUCAAAUGGGUGUCGCUGUAUGCCUCCUGCCGCUAUGGCAGCAUGGAUGAGAAUCUGACAGUCGCCUGGCGCCUCCUGUUCCGGAGCGCGUACAACUGCACCAUCCCUGGAUACAAGAACCACAACCGAAGUCCACUUGUGCGCCGGCCAUCUUUAAAGAUGCAGACAGAUAUUUGGUACGACCCAGCUGACGUCUAUGAGGCGUGGAGGCUGCUAUUGGAGGCUGCGCCUUCACUGCUUUCUGUGGAAACCUUCCGGUACGAUCUAGUGGAUGUGACGCGACAGGCUCUUCAGCUCCUUACUACAGAAUUCUACCAAGAAAUAAGAGACGCAUUCCAGGCUCAGAAGCUUUCAGAAGUCCUGACAGCUGGUGGCGUGCUUGUUUAUGACCUGCUACCUGAACUGGACCGCCUACUUUCCAGCGAUGCCCACUUCCUUUUAGGGGCGUGGCUAGAGCAGGCACGGUCACUGGGCCUCGAUGAGCAGGAAGCACAGCUGUAUGACCUGAACGCUCGCAACCAGAUCACGCUCUGGGGACCCGAUGGCAACAUUCUCGACUAUGCCAGCAAGGAGUGGGCAGGGCUAAUGGAGGACUAUUACUCACAGCGCUGGGGUCUGUUUGUGAACACGCUCGUGGAGUGUCUUGACCGUGGCCGUCCUUUCAGGCAGGACACUUUUAACCAGGCUGUGUUCCAGGUGGAGAAAGGCUUCAUCUACAACCAGAGAAAAUACCCGUCCAAACCGAGCGGGGAUACCUACAACAUUGCCCGGCGGAUCUUUCUCAAGUAUUACCCACAUGCACUGAAGAGGUUAAAGUAAGGCAUGUUUCUCUCAAUUAUAAUAGAUUGAACAUUCAAAAAAUUCAAAAAUUUAAAAGUGUAAAAAUAUAUUUGCCAUCAGGAGAGAUUCAGCUUAGCUUGUGUGAGUGAACACAUUAAGUAUGAGAUGUAGUCUCAAUUAGUCACAAAGUAAAAUCUGUUGCUAUUAUUAUUUUUGUAAGUACAUCUGCUGAUACAUCCAGAACAUAGGAUGAUCUGUUCCAGAAAUUUUGAGACAGACCCUAAUAAGCUUGUUCUUAAAGAUCAAGCUCAUUAGAUGACUUUUUGUAGGCAUGAUAUCUGCCUGCAUCCCUGAGCGCAUCCAAGCAGCGCAGCUCAAGAACUACAUUUCUACAACAAUCUCUUCCAUUCUAGGUACAAUAAAUGGGAUAUUACAUUCACGUUUGGGAAUCUUAGUGGUUUACAUGAAAUAAAUCAACAAAUGAAAAACAGGUCUUUAAACUGACUGUACUGUCAGUGGGGGCUAUUAAACUUUACUAGGCACAGGCCUACCUUUAACCAACAGAUUUGUUUUGUAAAGCUUCUUCAAUCUAAACAUAGAAAGGGCAAACAAAGGGCAGUACAAAAAUUAUUGUACAGAUCAUAAAUCGUUUAAACACACUCACCGUCCACUUUAUCAGAAACCGCUACCUUGAACUUCCAUUCACCAACCUGUUCACUUACUUUUUAGGUUUACUGUAUAGGUGUACAAUUACAGACAGUAGACUGUAGCUCGGUUAAUGCUCAAUUUCUGAGACACCCUUUACCUCAUUAAUCAUUGGUCAGUUUUUGACCUUAACAAGGUGGACCUGCAAGAUAGGUGUUUCUAAUAAAGUGGCUGUUGAGUGUAUAUUAUGCUGUAUGUGUAUGUUAUGUUGUAGCUAAACCCAGUUUGGCCAGGAAGGAAGGUCACAUGCUCAGAGGUAAAAGUUCAGAGUAAAGUUAGAAGACCACCCACAGCACCAAAACAGCAUGCACAGCCUUCUUCAUCCUGCAGAGAUUUUGUGGGUACUGUAGAAGCAGAAUUCAUCUCAUAAUUAGUUCAAGAUCAGGUUGUAGUGUGAAAUCAGUGUAUUUACACAUCUGAGUAGUAAUAUUAAUAAGUGUGUAGGCACAUAAAAACCUAAAUCCAAUGCAUUCCACGCAUUUACUUAUACACUGCAAUAUUAAGGAGACAUUGUUUGAUGAUUCAGUGUAUUGUGUUGUGCUUCCGAAUUAGAAAUUACACUUCUAUUGAAUUUUCAGGUGCCAGAGUAAAUAUUAACUAUGCGAGAUUGUGAAAUGCUGUAAAUAUUUUGUAAAUGCAAAUCGCAUGGAAAAUAUUUCAGUUUAUAAAUAUCUAUGUAAAUCUUCAAAAGCUAGAGGUCCAGCAUCUGUCUUAAUCACCUGUACAGACAUGAUGAAACACUAUAAGAAACUGUCUAUUGUUAAUGUUACUGGCUAGGAUAAUGUAAUAAUGUGUAAUUGUAAACUUAAAGAGCUGAUAAUAAUGCACAGCUUUUGUUACUGUCUUAUGCUAUUUCUGUUUUGAAAAUUGUCUUUUUUACUUUUAUAAAGAACUCUAUUUGUAGAUGACUACACUUUUCUACUUUUAUUAAAAAAAUCAAGUUUACAGAAGCAGCAUCUUUUAUAAGUAAAAAAGAGAUGAGUCGACAUUGAACAUGCAUUACAAAAAUAUUUGAACUUAAUGACUUUGAACACUUAGUUUUUUUUUAUUUUCAGAAGGGUGUUACCAGCAGUAAAUCUCAAUGCAGGACUAAAUGUUUAAAAUGAUGUAUUUUACAUCUAGUAGAGUGCAAGUGCCUGUCUGUCUUUUUGAGCACUUUCGUUCAUGAGUGUAAGUAGCGGUAAUUGUCAGGAACCCAACUGAAUGUGAUUAGAAAUUGCUGAAAAUGAAAUGCUAUUUU